AAAAGAAAUUGGAACUUUAACAUUAUUGUGUUAGAAUUCAGAUAUAUAAAAAGAAAAUUAAAUGCUAAUUUUAAUUUAACUCAAAAAGAAUGAGGUGAAAUUAUAUGACAGCCUAAAAAAAAACUUCAGAUAAGUGGCCGCGCGCCAAUGCCAAUGAUUUCAAAUUACGGAGUACCUGCCUCGCAGAUCCAGACGCGCAUUUUUAUGCUUUAUACGAAAAAAGUGUCGGUUCGCCCAAUAAGAAGAAAUUAUUAGGAGGGUGAUAGAAUUACAAACAAUUAAUGUAAUUUAAAAUCGAAAAGAUCAGGUUGCAUUUCAAUAGCAAUACUGAUUGAAUGAAUGAAAAGAGUUCUGGAGUACAAGAAAUUUUAUUCUGUAAAAUAAACUGACUCCGCAUCCGGAAACAGGAAAAGAAAAAUGAAUAUAAUUUUCGGUCGUUGUCGAAGCCGUACGGAACGCUAUUUAAUCACUGUGUUAAUUAAGAAAUAAAGAAUUUGAGUUCACUAUACAGAUAUUAAAAAAUUUAUAUUUAAGUAGAGACAAAAAUUAAUUAGUUAACUACUGCUGUCAUCAUAAAUGUAGCAUAUGGAUUCGAUGCUGAGCUUAUGUGACGUUAUUUGUUAGUGCUCCUCUUCUGUGUGGAUCGCCAUUUUCACGCGACCCUCGUGCUCUUCUUUUAUCUCUAUACAUAUUUUGAUGUGCGCUAAUUAUUGAGGAUUUUAUUUUGAACUGUGAUGAACUUCUAAGUGUUUCCGUUGGAUUAUGUUUGUGAAAUUAAGAUGGCGGGAAAUGAUUUUCCCCCCAUUAACUUUCGAGGAUGCGAAAGCUGUUGCUCGUCGCCUCGUGUAUUCUUUGGUGUCGGGUUUGCCGGAUGAACUUGUUAAAUACGCUCAUGAAAAACUGAAUAGCGAAUGUAACGACUUAUUAUUGAAAGAACCGACUGACCUCAAGGAUUACGUAAAAAUUCGCCACGCUCUCUUUACACAGAAAACAAUGUCGCCUGGCAUAGAACAAUACCAGAAAAUUAGGACUAUUUGUGAAGAGCUAACAAUUUUAUUUCAAGAUAAGUGCAAAGCAUUUUGUGAAUUACAUCAUAAUAUUGUUAAACUUAAUUAUGGUGGACUGGUUCUUAAUUUGCAUGAUGAAUAUAAUGUUAAUGAAAAUUCUAGUGCUGUUUGCAAUGUUGAUGUUAUUGAUACCCCUAAUCAGGUGAAGACUAAUAGUGACUGUGUUAUCAUUAUGGAGGAUAUUCAUACCCGUUGGAUGGAAAUUAAAGCAGAUGGAUGAGAACGAGCUGGUGACAAGAAAAAGAGGAAGAAGCGCAGGAAGGAAUCUUUCGCUAUUUAUAUCUACAAGGUUUUGAAACAGGUUCAUCCCGACAUUGGUAUUUCCAGCAAAGCAAUGUCCAUCAUGAAUUCCUUCGUUA
Molecule: messenger RNA, 1426 nt
Organism: Stegodyphus dumicola
Lineage: Eukaryota; Metazoa; Arthropoda; Arachnida; Araneae; Eresidae
Source: RefSeq, a predicted model, not a curated record